Messenger RNA from Trichobilharzia regenti, 14835 nucleotides. The record is from the annotation of a GenBank genome assembly. Lineage: Eukaryota; Metazoa; Platyhelminthes; Trematoda; Strigeidida; Schistosomatidae.
CUACUCUCUCUCUCUCUCUGUUUUAUUAUUCAUUCAUUCAUUUAAUUUGUUAUAUUUGUUUCUUGUUGUCCUAACCUAAGCUAAGCCGGCCGUAAUAGUUAUUAUAAAUAAAUUAUUAUCAUCGUUCGGAGUUGAUUUUUUUUUCUACUCAUCAUCUUGGAAUUACAAUCUCUCUAUUUCAAUUAUAUACAUUGUAAAAUUGAAAAAAUUUCAAAGUUAUAGAAUGAAAAUAUCAUUCUUAAUGUAUACACCACCACCGACAACAUGAAAAAGUCGAGAUUCUUAUGGAUACGUGAUUUACCUGCAAAAUGUAGAGACGCGGAUUUACGAAGUGUUCUACAAAGGCAUGGAUCAAUUCAAAAGAUACGGCUAUUUAAAGAAGGUCAUGAACGUCAAGCUAUUGUUAGUUUUAUGGAUAUAAAAUCUGCAACAUCAGUGAUUAAUACAGAGAAUAAAAUUAAUGAUACUCUAUUAAAAGUGGAAUAUUGUGAUUCAGGUGAUGCUGUUGUUAUUACAGGCAGUGGAGGAAUUAUAAAUCAUAAAAGUAGUACUAAUAACAAUAAUACUAAUAAUACAUCACAUCGUAAUACUGAUAUAUCAAAUCAAAUGCCGACAGCAUUGAAUACUAAUAAUAUGGAUCAUAAAACAGAAAAGGUUAACUCUCUGCAUAAAGGAUCUAAUGAUUCACACCAUCAUCAUCAGCAUCAUCAUCAUAAUUCGCUGCCUAACAAUGAACAACUAGGCAGAGGUCCAUUGAUAUUUAAACGUAGUACCAGCAAUAAUACCAAUAGUAAUAAUAAUAAUUCCUCAAAUCUUACAUCGAAUGUUCAAAUGUUCAAUCAAGUAUUUCGUCCAGUACAAAGUUCAACAUUAACAACAACAACAACACGUAUACCACCACCAACAUCAUCAACACCAACAACAAAUACAUAUCGUGGUUUAAAAAUUAGUGAUUUACCACCAGCGAGUAAGCUAUCUGAUGCUCAAUUAAGACAAAGUUUAUUUACGGAAUUUCGACGUUGUGGUCGUAUUCAGUCGAUUGUAUCACCGCCACCUUCGACAACAACAUCAGCAACUAGAAUAGCUAUUGUAACAUUUCGACGUCCAGAAGAAGCUGAAUGUGCUUAUCAAGCAAUUCAAGGCGGAGCUAAAAUAUUAUUCUCUACUCCUGUUACUGUUGAAUUACAUCCAGGUACAAAUGGCACUGAUGAGAUAUCCGUUAAACGUUCUUCAGCAGCGUCAAGCACACCUUUGGGAGUAAAUAUCAAAAUGAAUGAUAAUAAUCAUCACUUAACAGUUCAUUCAUCCUUGUCAUCAUCAACACAGAAUAAUAAAACACUGAAUUCUACUCAUUCAACAAGUGAAGAUCAACAACAACAACUCAUGCUGAAUAAAUCCCCGACAAGAACUCUACAUGUUGCUGGUCUUACAGUCGGACCAACUGGUCCAGUAACCUCUGAACAAUUGACUACAGCAUUUCGUAAAUUUGGUGAUAUAAUAAAUGUACAACUCAAACCAAGUUCACAUUCAGCUCUUAUACAAUUUGCUGAAAUGCGUGGUCCAAUACGUGCAAUGAAUGCACAUGCACGUGAACCUUUACGUUUAGGCGGUCGUCCACUUUCACUUGCCUAUACACCAAGUACACCAACAACAUGUUUAUGGGUAUCAGAUUUACCAGCAUCAUUGGCGGGUUUAUCACAUGAUGAAUUAUUACAUACCCUAUCACAAACAGCUCCUGUUCAAGAGAUCGCUCUUAUCAAUCGUAAUGAUCAAAGUUCACGAACUCAAUCGACUGGAUCGAUAUCUGCGUCGACAUCACCAUCACAAUCACAGUCAUCCACUCAAACACCACAUUGUGCUGCUUAUAUUAAAUUAAAUUCUACUGAACAUGCAAUACGUUUAUUAAAUGAAUUACGCUCUGGCAAGUAUUCAGUGUUAUCAUCAUCAUCCGCGUCAACCACAACGUCAGCGACAACAACAACAACAACGUCAUCUACUGAUUCAGAUAAGGCGUCAUCAACACGACGUCCUAUAGCAGUUGAUUUUGCCAGUCCUAGACAAUCAAAUAUUGUUGCUAAUUUACAGUUGAAUGCUUCAAGAUCAUCACUUAAUUCACAUCGUGUUAAAAUUAUCUCCUCCUCCUCCUGUUCCUCCGCCUUCUCUGCUUCAAAUUCAAUCGAUCGAUGGGAUUCCGCGAUGAGUAAAGCAUCGACCAAUAAUAGUAAUAGUAAUCUACAAUUACCUAGUGCAUCAUUAGCCAGUACAACGCUGACAUCAAAAUCAAUGGAUUGCGGUAACAAUGUGCAUACAAAAGCCUCCUUGUUGUAUAGUACUACGACUACGACAACGACGACGACGAAUAGCAACAGUAGAACAACGACAACAUCACAGCCAACAAUCACCUCUGCAUCUAGUCAUACUAUUCCUCCUUUUAAUCAAGAUAAUCUGUUGAACAGUUCAACGCCACCGACAACAACAACAACAACACGAACAUCAUCGAUGAAUAAACAAUCCGAUGUUGGGGGAGAAGGAGGAAGAAUAUCUAGUCGUCAUAAGUCGUCAUCAACAACACGAUCAAAUUCGAAAUCUUCGACUGAUCAUCGUAUCCCUUCUCAACCUCAGACUACUCAGUCAAACAACAACAAUAAUAGUAAUGUGUUGUUGUCAAAUCGUGUUGCUGCCGCUUCUGCGGCAGUCACCGCCACCGCGACUGCCACUGCCGUCUCCACCGCCUCGUAUCCUCAACAACAAUUAUCAAGAAAUUGUUUAAAACGUUCACAUGACGGGACUAGUCCGGCUAGUAGUUUGAGUACAAGCAGUAUGAGCAGUAGUAGUAGUACAAGUGUGAGCAGUGAUGACGACGAUGAUGAUAGUUCGACCAGCAGCAGUAGUACAAGUUCCAGCAGUAGUAUUAGUAGUGUUAGCAGUAGCAGUGUCAGUAGUCUCAGCAGUAGUAGUAGUACUGGCAGUAGUGGUACAUCGAUAUCGUCUAGAAGCGCUUCGUCUCGUCAUCGUCGACGUCAGAAUACGACUAUCACCACUAACAAUAAUAAUAAUAAUAAAACCUUAUCAGGAAAAAUCAAUACCACCAGUCACAACAAUAACAGUAGUCAUAAAGUUUCAAAAUCUCUUGAUUCACAUACCACUACGAUGACGACGGCUUCGCCGACUCUGACGAAUACAACUACGACUCCUAUGGAUAUCGAUAAUGAUAAUAACAGUGAUAAACGCUUGAAUAAGCCUACAGAACGUAAUUUAUCCUCUUUAUCCAGUGGAAAAUGUGAUCCUAUCAAAUUACAACAGAAAUCUAUGCUGCAUACAAAUAAAUUAUUAAAGAAAGAAGACAAUCGUUCAAAAAAGACUGCGGAUUCAUCAUCAUCGUUACACUCGUCUUCGUCGACUGCAAAGUCAGCUGGUGAUUCAAAUUCAUCCUGGUUAACUGAUCCAAACUCGGAUUCAUCAUUUAUGCAACAACAACCUUUGAGAUUGAUGACAAUGAAUUCCUCUGGUGGUGGAGGUCGUCUUUCUAGUCCUGGAGGAUCGUGUUCUUCUCUGUUGGGUGGUAGUAAUACCUCAAACAACAGUAGUGUUCGUCGAACCCCUAGUAGUAAUAAUAAUAAUACUAGUGGUUUAGUAGAAAAUCUAUCGAAUAGUUGUCAAUAUGAAUUCCUUGGUCCAUCGACGAAUCAGCAUCCUCCUCAUCAUUCAUCGUUGAGACUGUCAACAACCACUCCUACGUCUACGCCGACGUCGACUACUACGAUUACCCAACCAGUCAUCAGUCAUACUACAACAACACCGCCAACAGGUUUAAUAAUGAUGGGCGGAGAGUUUAGAGUGAGUCCAACACCGCCACCACUGCCGACAAGAGUAUAUUCUACUAGUGGAGGGAGCAGCGGAGUAAGUAGUGGUGGGCCAAGUUUUAUUAGUAGUAGUAAUAGUAGUACAAAUAGCAGUGGAAGUGGAAGUACUGGGAGUAGUAGUCCGUUAACAACAGCAACAACAAAUCAUCAUCCUUGUCAAUUAAAAUCGUCGAAUCAACAGUCUCAAUAUCAAUUGAAAGUGACUUCAUCAUCUUCAUCGUCAUCUCCUUCACUGAGAAGUAAAAAAAGUCAUCAUAUAGGAGGAGGAGGAGGAGUACAUCUCCUACCAUCGAAUUCUACACUGACAUCAUUGUCAUCAUCACCGCCAAAUUCUAACAGUCUGUCUACUACAACUGCAACCGCCGCCACCACCAGCACCACGACGACCACGACACCUUUAACAGUUUCCAUUAAACUGACUGGUAUUCAUCAUAGAUCCUGUCAAUCAAGUAGUAGUAAUCUAAUCUCACCAGGUAGUCUUUCAGAAACUAGCGAUGUUAACAGUGGUAGUAUUCACAAUAAACAUGAUUCUUUACCGUUGACACCAGUUUCAGCUCCACCACUUGGUAUGCGGAGUAGUCGUGGUAGUGGUGGUGGGGGUAAGACAUCACGUCAUUCAUCUUCAUGUUCAUCAUCAACAACUACUGAUCCUAGACGUCAUAGUAUUGGAAUUGAACCGACUGGUGGUGAUGGUAGUGGAACAAUAACAAAUAAUAAUGAUUGUUUAACAGAUUGGUGGAGUAAUGAAUCCCCUGUGUAUGAAUCAAUGUAUGAUAAAAUAAAACGUCGUACAAACAAAGAAGCUGAAGAACGUCGUCAACGUCAACUUGAUGCAACACGUGAGAAAAAGAAUAAAAAACAAAGAAAAAAAGAGGAACAGCACCACCACCAUCAACAACAACUGAAUACAACUUCACCGUCAUCAUCAUCAUUAACUGGUCAUCAUAUAAUGCAAAUGUCAUCGCCGGAUUCCUUGAGUAAUGAACAACAUCAUUACAGUGAUGGUGGUAGUGGUUGUGGGGGUAGUGGUAAGCUGAAUACAUAUCCGUCGAGUAUGGGUGGUGGGUGUGGCCAUAAAUCCUCAGCAUCAUCUUCAUCGCAUCAUUCAACGACAAGUACAAGUUCAAGAUGUAAAGUAGACGGGAAUAAUACUAAUAAUCACAAUAAUCGAUCCUUGUCAAAUAAACGACAAAAGCCUGAAACAAUGCCUACAGUACACUCUUUCCUUGAAGACAAUAAUAAUAACAAUACUAUCAAUCACUUAUCCUCAUCUCAAUGGAAUUCACGCACAGAUCGAUUAUGUACUAAUCCAAAUGAAUCUGAUUUAUAUUCACGUCGAAUGUCCAGAAAUAAUAAUACAAUGACUAUUGAUAAUAAUAAUAAUACAUUAUCAAGUGGAAAACAUGAUUAUCCUUCCCAUCAACAACAUCAUCAUCGUGAUCGUGAUCGAGAUCAAGAUCGGGAUCAUCACAGUGCUCGUCGACGUCAUCACCAUCAUGAACAUCAUCAUCGGAGAAGAAGACGAAGAAGAAGUAUUGUCAGUUCAUCAUUAUCCUCGUCAUUAUUAUCUACUGAUGAUGACGACGACGUCGUUGACCAUAAUGAUAAUGGUGACGAGGAGGAUGAUGAAUGUCAUUCCAACUCUCCACCAGAAACAUUAACACGAUUAAGUUUAGGCAUGCGAUUCCCUGUCUCAGCUACCUAUCAUGAGUGUAUACGACCGACAAAAUCUACUCCACCGAAUCGUAAUCAUAAUAAAUGGUCAAAUUUAAGCGAUGAAGACGGCGAGAAUCUCAAUCAUCAUCGUGAUAAUAAUGAUCAUAAAUACCAUAAUAACCAUCACCGCCAUCACCACCACGAUGAUGAGGAGGAGGCGGAUGACAGAUUAAGCCAGUUGAGUUCAUCUUUAUCCUAUUCAAGUAACAAUGAUGGUGAUGGUGAUGCGGAUGCGGAUGAUGAUGGUGUUGGUGUUGGCGCUGACAGACGUAAGCAUAAUAUUGUUUUAAGAUUGAAGAAUUCAAACAAACGAAAAUCUGAUCAUUAUGAUCAUUCAACAAAUAAAUUGAACAGUAAUUACAACACCAACACCACCAUCCCCACAACAACAACAACAACGGGCUUUAAUUCAUCUACACCAUACAAUCGUAAUUGGAGGGACAUAAAUGAAAGUAGAAAUAAUAAUAAUAAAUCAAUUACAUCAGAUUGGAAGAUGUCCACGACACCAGCAACAACGACAAAGACAGAGAAGAAAUCAAAAUCUCAUCAUAACACCACCAACAACAGCAGCAGCAAAAAGACGACUGCGCCUACUGGCGUUGGUGUUAACAACAAUCCCACCAGUAGAAGAACAGAGAAACAGCUCUUCAAAUCUCUGUCAUCAACCAAUACUAACAAUAGUAAUAAUAGUAAUGCCGAGAAACGUAAAUUAUCUUCAGAUAAAAUUCUAUAUGAUCAUAAUAAUAAUAAUAAUAAUAGUAAUAGUAACCUGUUAAAAAGACGACAUAAUGAUAAUUAUUCAUCAAAGUCCACUUCUGAUAUACAUCAUCCGAAUAAACGUAAAAAGCUUAGUGUUGUGAAUAACAAUACUACUACUAAUGAUACUACGAAAAGUAGAAACAACGGGAAUGAUACUAACAAUAAUAAUAAUAAUAAAAUGUACAAUUCUGCUGUAAAUCAUAAUCGAUAUUGUUCAUCACCGAAACUUUCGAGCCUCCGUAAUCAUCACCAUCCUUCUCCUUCUCUACAUCACCGAAAACGAGAGGGACUUCGACAUCGAGAACAUCGGCAACAACAACAACGUCAUCGUCUUCAUAGGGCUAAACAAUCCUAUUUCUCUGAUGAGGAGGAAGAAAAUGGUACAAUGAUAGACUCUGAAAUUGAAGAAGAUGUUAAAGACGGUAACUUUUUUAUCAAUGGUGGUCGUAAUAGUAGUAGUCGGGGUACAACAGCAACAACACUGAUUCAUAAAACUCGAAAAUCAUCAUCCACUAUAUUCUUGACAUCAUUAUCAUCAUCAUCACCUGGUGGUAUGCUGCCUAGUGAAAAUGAUGAUCAUGAAGAAAGCUUUUCAAAUGAAUCUCAUCUUUUAUAUAAUUAUAAAUCUCAUUUAUUGCACAGUCCAAAUUCAAGACGUUAUCAUCAUCUUCACCAUCACAGUCAUCAUCAGCGUCAUCAUCAUCAUCAUGAAUCAGAUGAUUAUGCUAGAAAACAGAAAAAAGAAACCGAUGAUCUGUUCACUUUGAAUACGCUAAGUAAUCGUCUUCAUCAAUCCAGAGGUGUUGGUAUUGGUGGCGGCGGUGAUUCAAUGUUGUUUGAUGCCUUACUUGAUUCAGAUCGUCUUUCAGCUAAUUCAAAAUCGACUAUAUCAACAGAACCAAUGGAACAAGGUGAACUCGACGAUGAGGAUGUGGAUGACAAUCAUGAGGAUGUUGACGAAGAAGAUGAUGUCAUGAUGAUGAAUAGUAAUAGUCCAUGCCUGAUGAAAUUCCAUACUACAACUGACGACGGAGAAAAUGAUGAUGAAGAGGAUGAUGACUGGCAUUCUGGUUUAGCAUCAAGUUCACCGCAUCCAGUCCAUCUAGAAUUUGAUGAGGAUGAUGAUUGCGGGGCCGGCAGUCGUGCCUGUCGUAAUGAUGAAGUUGGUGAAGAUUGUGAACUGCUAGGCGGAAGUGGAGUAGAAAGAGGAGGAGGCGAUAAUAAAACUGAACUCAAGCAUACCUAUCAUCAUCAGUGUAAUUCACCUGUUGGAAAGCUGUUAUCAUCUCAUUCUAUGAUGAUAGAAUCGUCAUCAGAUGAUGGUGAUGUUGGCGAUGGCGAUGAUGAGAAGCCGUCUUCUAUCAUCCAUAGUGUAAAAAAUCAACAUAUUUUAUCCUCUUCUUCUUUCUCUUUAUGUCUUCAUGAAGAUGAAAAGAAAUUUGACAGUAGUUUCGGUGAAUCAGAAUGUCAGAAUUAUAAUAAUGACAAUAAUAAUGCUAAUACUAAUAGUAAUAGUAAUAUUGUAAAGGUGUCCAAUUCACCAAAUCAAAUGAAUCGACUAUCUCCUAUCGAUGAUAAACGACAACAUCUCUCGUUCAAUAAACAAGACUUAGAAGAUCGACGAACAUCAACACCUGUUUGUGUUGAAGAAGAUGAAGAAUUGCCUUCAAUGAAAAUUGAUAAAUCUGAGCUGAAGAACUCUUCUCCUGCUCUCCCACCGCCUUCAAUUCAAUCACCUAUAGGCAUCGUCAAUACACCCAAAGUGGAUAAUAAUGAUAAUAAUGACCUACCGCCAACACUUUCGUUACCUUCGGUGACUACUGCUUCUGUGGCUCCUGCUGCAAGUAAUAGUACUAAGCAUGAAGAUAUUUCUAAACUUGUUACUGAGGAUCAUCAAUCAUGGCUGGUUAAUGUAGUUGGACAGUUGAGAACAUGUAAAUCUUCCACAGAUCCUACUACCCCUACUACUACUACUACUGCCACUACUACAAUCACUGUUCCCUCCUUAUCAUCACUGAAUGCAUACACUGAUCCGGGGAAAAUUGCUAAUAAUAAUAAUUCUCUUCUGACUACUACUACUACUAUUAAUCGAGGUGAUGCAAUGAUGACACCGACGAUGUUGACGAAAUCAUCUCCAAGAAUUAUUGACAACAAUACAUCCUUGUCAUCAUCAUCAUCUUCAUCGUGUGCUAUUGUUGUUUCUAAUUCCUCGAUGCUUACUACUACUACUACUACUACUGCCACAAACAUAGCAACAACGACGACAACAACAACAGCAAUAACAACACAAUUGCAUGAUUCCAUAUCGACACCAGUUUCAACGUCAACGAUGGUUGGUGUUGCUGGUGGCGGUGGGGGUGUUAUUCCAAGGCUAAUGAAUCAUAAUGCCUCAUCAUUAAUCCUGGAGAAUAAAACUGUUUAUACGAAACAAUCACCUUCAGAGAAUAGUUCUAUCCAUCAUCCAGUAACUCGUCAGACAUCAUACUUGAAUAACAAUAAUAAUAAUAAUCAUAGUAAUAUGAAGCCUAUAACCUCUUUAUCGUCAUCGUCAUCAACAAUGCCAUUGAAUUCCCAGCCUACCGAAGUACACGAUAUUACACGUUAUGUACAAAGUGUUAUUGAACGUGUUAAAGCUGAACGUGUUGAAGAGAAUCAACAAGCUGCAGCAGCGGCGGCAGCUGCUGCCGCAGCAAAUUCAACUCAUUGUCAUCACAGUCACAACCAUCAUCAGUAUCAUCAUUCAACAACUACCGGUAGUACCACACCUCCUGUGACAGCAUCGUCGUCAACUACAUCAUUUCCAACUGUCUCUAUUAAUAAUCAACAUUAUCACUAUCAACAACAAAAUCAAGGCUUGAAAGGCUCCAAUGAGACGAUGAUGAAUACAUUGCCUGGAUUGAUUACCACCACCAACACAUCACCUCAUAAUAACAAUUCCACCACUAGUACUACGAAUAAUAAACGAUCAUAUGGUAAUAGUAGUAGCGGAGGUGGUGUUGUUGUUAGUGGAACUGGUGGUAGUGGUCCACAACGUCGUUCACUGUUAGUCACUGCAAGUACAUGUGCUCCGGUGAAAAAUACCACACCGUCGAAUAGAUGUGGUAAAUCUACUCAUCCAAAUGCUGUAACACAUAUCUUGAAUAAUCCUAUUGAUGAGUCGGUGAUUCAUACAACUUCUUGUUGUACUACUACACCAAGCAAUACAGUUUCAUCAUCAUCAUCAUUGGAUGUACAAUUACCAUCUAUACCUGGAGUGAAUGCAUGUGCACCAUUGAAUUUACCUGUUAGUCAAGUCAAUCCUACUCCAACUGCUGUUUCUGUGAUCACUACUACUCCGACGACUACUCCUACUAAUACUACGCAUCACCAACAUCAACGUGUAACAAGACAAUCUUCUAGUACACUUGAUAAUUUAUCACAGAUAUCGUCUAAACGUGUGGCAGAUAGUUUAGAUUCGACUCCUGUCACAACGACACCACCAACAACAACAACAAUAACUACUACUGCAACAGGCAGUCGACGUCAACGACGAUCUGAAUCAAAAGCAAGUGUCCUGCCUGUCACUUCAGUGUCAACAGAUCCAAUUCAUCCAUCCUUGAUGACAACUAGUACUGGUAACACCUUUUCGUGUACUCCAACAUCUACAAUCAUGACUAAGUCAAUAGAAUCUAGCCUGUCUAGUCAUCAUUCUGUACUGUCAUCAACAAGUUCUGUACAAAUGUCACAUAGUGGAGUGUUAUCUUCUUCAAAUGAUCAUAUACAAAAAGUGAAGCGAAGUACUACUACUCCUACUGCUACUGCCGCCGCUGCUGUUGUCCGUACAUCUAUUGAUCCGUAUGAACCAAAUUUCGAUGAAGAAUCACCAAUAGGAUUUAAUCCAGCCCAGUUACAUCCUCAUCGAGUAGCCUCACCAUCAUUGUGUCCAUCACCGAAUUCUGUUCAUCAUUCACAUCAAUUGCGCAAAAUAACUACAAACUCUACGGCGACGACGACAUCAACAAUAACGACAAAUUCACAAUCAUCACUUCCUACUGUUUCUUUAUCGAUUAGUUCAUCUCCGUCACCAAUCAAUCCUUCUUCAUCAUCAUCAUCAAUGUCAUUAUCGUCAUCAGGACUUAUAAUAGUUGAUUCUAAACCACUUCGAAGUACUGAAAUGGUGCCAUGUACAACAACAGCUACGACAGCAACACCAACAACAACUGUUGCUAUCACUACUACUUCACAGCCUGAUACUGAUCAGCCUAAUGUUGUUGUCAAUAUCCCAUCCACUUGUCAUUCAGUGAAUACAGUAGAUGAAGUGAUUAGUGAGGUGUGUGCUGGUCAUUUUGAUGUUCAAAGCUACUUUAGAAAUUGGAUUUCCACAGCAGCGGCUACCACCACUACGACCACGACUACUGCGGCGGCGGCUGCUGUCGUCGCUCCUCCGCCUACUACCAUAACUACUACUCCAGCAGGAGUACCAACUAAUACUCAACAACAACAGCAACAACAACCCAAAGUUACUGUCAACACUAUCCAACUACAAGAAUGUCUAAAUGCGCCUACCACCACUAGUGUAUCGAAUGUUUCAACGUGUCCUACAGUCAGUACGACUAUUAGUAGUAGUAGUAGUACUACUACUACUCCUACAGUUACGACAACCAGUUUACCAUUACAAUCUACUAAUCCAGGUAUAGUAACCAAUCUAACUGGUACACCGACAGGAAUACCAUUCUCAUUGCCGAUUACAAGUGAACCAAUUGUUGCUGCUGUCACCAUACCAACUGGAAAGACUAGUAAUUUAGGCAAGAAUGAUUCAAGUAAUGGUAUAAAUAUUGGGACUGGAAGUGCAGUGUUAAACACUCUACUUGCUGCACUUCAACUUAUUCCAGGCAGUCAAGUAACAGUGACUGGACCAGCAGCAGCAGCUGGAGUUGUUGGAAAUUUAACAGCGAAUAAUUCACGUACAAUAUCUGCAGCGACUAUCACUCUACCUGUGAAUGCAGCACAACAAGCGGCAGCGAAUAUAAAGGCUGCUGUUUUAUCUGUUACAAAUGCCAACAAUCAAGGUAAAACAAACAAUCUAAACUGGAAUCAACAAGAGUCAUCGUCAUCAUCAUCAGCGACAUCAGCAGGAGUUGUUAAUAAAAAUCAAAAUGAACAACUUAGUGUUAAAGAAGUGAAUACUAUGAUGCAUAAAGUGUUUAAUCCAAAUGUUUCUACACCCCACUCUAAUAAUAAUAGUAAUAAUAACAAUAACAAUAUUCAGUCUAAUGUUAUGCAUAAUCGUUUGAUGAAUACGCCUACACAACAACUGAAUCCAUCAUCACAGGUGAUUGUGUCCACAGCUUCAGGUCAAUCAUUACCAUUUGUUACACCACAGCAUACGAAUAUGAAUACUCCUCCUCCUCCUAAUCUAACUCAUCGUCAAUAUCCUAAGUCAUUACAACAACCGAAUGAGUCUAUUGUCUCCAGCUCAGCAUCAUCUGCUCCUCCACUUUAUCAAUUACAAAUGGCUAUGGAGUCAGCAUCUAAUAAUCGACCACCGCAUCUUACAUCAUCAAGUGAACAAAAACCACCACCACCACAACAGCAGCAGCAGCAGUUGAUUCCUCCACCUGUGUUUACGUCAUCCUCCUCAUCAGCAUUAUCAUCGGCGGGGAAAUAUUCAAAUAUUCAAAUGACUCAUGCAUCCAAUCCACAUGUCUCAUCAUUAGUCUCUCACUCACAACAACAACAACAACCACAGCAACAACAGUCGCAAAAUAACACAUCCACCAUAGUAAGACAGUCAUUCACUCCUGUUGCUGCCACCACUAUCCCGCCUUCAUCACCAACAGUUAUGAACGGCAGUCAUCCUCCUCUGCAUCCUCCUCCACCUCCUUCUCCACUUGUUAAUCAAAUGACAUCAAGGAAUUUAUCAUCAAAUGCACCAGUACCACCGGUGCCAUCACCAUCACCAGUUAUUCCAGGUGGUGUUGGUGUUGGCGGUUGUCGUAAUCCUUCGUCAGCUAUUCCACCGUUGACAAAUAAUCCAGUCUUACAGACAUUAAUUGAUCGAUUGGGUGGGAAUGUAGAACCUUCAGUAGCUAUGGCUUUAUUUCAUGCUGCACUCAAUGGGGGGAAUGCUACUACUAAUACUAACAAUACUACUACUAAUAAUAAUAAUAAUAACAAUAACAGUAAUAGCGGUAAUCUACGCCGAAAUCUUAAUGGUAAUUCAUCAACUGAUACACAAGUUAAUCCUUAUCUAAGACAUGUAGCUCAACAGCUGCUAGAGAAUCGUGUAUGCAAUGGUAAUGUUAAGCCAACAAUCCCGAUUAGUAGUAGUCAUUCGGAUACCUCACAAAUGCAUGCAAAAAGUUUGUCUCCAUCAGUUCAACAUAUUCCUGUGAAUAACAAUAAUACUAACCAUAGUAAUAAUAAUACUAAUCCUAAUAAUUAUGCUUCAAGUCCUCACCUUCGUCGACCUGCAUCUGCUGCUGCUGCUGUCCAGCAACAACAACAUCACCAGCAACAGCCGCCUUUUAUUGCUCCAGUUAGAAUUACUCCUGUAGACACUGAAAUGAUGAAUUCAAUGGAUCCCACGUCGAAUACGAUAAUAUCGCCACCAGUUGUUCAAUCACGUCUACCCGUUGUAUCUGAUCCAGCUUCAGUGAAUAACAAUCAUAGUAAUAAUAAUAGUAGUAAUAACAGUAAUAAUAAUAAUAAUAGCAAUAACAAUAACACUUCUUCAGAUAUGCAAUCAUGGAAUUCACUAGGAUCGUCUUAUCCUCUUGUAUGGCAAGGUCGUUUAUCGUUGAAGAAUAUGGAAACUCGUGUUGCAUUGCAUUUUGUACAAGGCAAUCAUAAUCUUCUUAACGCGUGUAUGACACUUCUAGCAUCAGGUGGUGGUGGACAACCACAAUUCUCAUUGAUCACAAGUGGUGGCCCACUGAGAAUUGUUCAACGGAUGCGUUUAGAACCUGCACAACUUGAAGGUGUACAACGGAAACUGAAUCAAGAGGGUGCUUCAUGCGCAUGCUUAGCUCUGCCAGCUGGUAGCAGUCCUGUUGAAUUGGCACAACAAACACAAAUAUUGAAUGAAAAUUUUAUACGUUACAUGCAAGAGAAAAUGGCAGCUGGAAUCAUUAAUGUUGGUCAUCCUGAUUAUCAACAGGGUUUGUAUGUAGUGCAUAUCUUUCCACCGUGUGAAUUUUCGCAUGCUCAUCUCAGUCUUGUUGCACCAGAUUUACACAGAUGUGUUGUACAGGCGAAUCAAUCUCAUUUAUUGGUUGUAAUAACAACAGUGUAAUUUUGAAUGCAUGAGAACGAAGGGUUGGCGGCUCAACAUGUUGUUGUUGUUGGUGGUGGUGGUGAUAUUGUACAUAUUUAUAUGAUUAGAAGUCUCAGUUGCUGAAUCUGUCUCCACCGGUGAGGCGCUUGCACAUGCGCUUGAUGCAUAAUCCUCUCUGAUGACGUUAAUGAUGAUGGUGAUGAAGAAAUCGAUUAUUUAUUUUAUUGCUGGCUCUAGUAAGGAGAACAAUCGUAUAGUGACGAUGAUGAUGAAAUCUUGUGUACGCCUACCACAAUAUUAUUAUUAUGUAAUAGGCAGCAAAAGCAAAAUCUUCUCUUCCGUUCCUUCUUUAUUUUGUUUGUUUGUUGAGUUGAGUUGAGUUGUCUUCAUAGGAGAACUUUCCUUCCCCCACUCCCCACCCCACCAGCUAUACUUAUUGUCUCACAUUGUUCAAGCCUGACUGACUGUACUCACUUACAAUCCGUCUGUGCAUCACUUCUUCCUCUUUUUGCUAUAUUUUAUUAUUCCUCAUCAUUCUACAGAGAAAAUAUUCAGGGUAAAAUUCAAUUUCUUCAUCUUCUCUCUGUCUCUCCCUCUCUCAGUCGCUCGUCAAAUGUCGAUUUUUAUUUUAGCCAAUUUUGAUUAAUUCAAUACACAUGUGUGUGAUGAAUAUGCAGUACACGCACACACACACACACCUGGCGCCUUGAUUCCCUUUGUGCAAUAAGUACUAUCUCUCUCUCUCUCUCUGCAUAUAUAUGCAUUGAUUACUCUUGUGUUUUCUGCGUGUGUGUGUGUGUGCGCGCGUGCGUGCGUAUUCUUUCUAAUCCAAAAAAUAUCCCGGUGGUCGUGUGUUGUUGCUCUCGUCCUCUUAUUCCGCCUCUUCCCCUCCCGCAUUCUUGAGUUCUCCUUUUAUAUUCUCUUGUGAUUAUUGUUGUGUUCCUGUCUUACUUUCUUGUCGUCAGUGUAUUAUCUUGUGAAACACAAGCAUCAGCUCCCUCUCUCUCCCUCUGUCUGUCUGUCUAUGAUAUUCCUUCUUUUCUUUCUUCACUUAAAAAUGAAUGUGUGGGCGUUGUGCAUAUUGAUAGAGUGAGUGCUGCUUCCUUCUUUCUAUAUUUCUGCGAUGACACUAUCAUGUGAGAGAGAGAGUAUAUGACGAAGACGCUACUGUAUAAUAUUAUAAAAUAGAGUUCUUAUUUCCAACUUGCUCUACUCUCCAAUAUAUAUAUAUAUAUAUAUAUA